Anopheles stephensi (Asian malaria mosquito) is the source of this 1767-nucleotide messenger RNA. It is a transcript of the gene wrapper, whose product is annotated as hemicentin-1. Gene Ontology annotation, molecular function: protein binding; axon guidance receptor activity. The transcript is spliced from 6 exons. The record is from RefSeq and is a predicted model, not a curated record. Gene Ontology annotation, biological process: synapse organization; homophilic cell-cell adhesion. The coding region runs from base 178 to 1737 and encodes 519 amino acids. Gene Ontology annotation, cellular component: axon; plasma membrane; neuronal cell body. NCBI's taxonomy places the organism in Eukaryota, Metazoa, Arthropoda, Insecta, Diptera, Culicidae.
GUUACGCCUUUUUGAAUUACUACUGUGCACGAUUAACGGAAGCAAAGAACGAAACGGACUGUCAGCCGAACACGCGCACCCUGGAAAGACACUGGUUAAUGAAGUGAUCCAUCGCACGUUCGAGUGUCCGUUUCGCAACAGGGUUUGUUUUUUGUGUGUGCAGCUUCCAGCGAGAAGAUGACAACCACGCUGAUGCAGCUGCUGGUGGCGUUCGUGGUGCUGCAGGCUGUCCUUGGUACCAAUCGGCAGAUCGUGACCGGAAACCCGGCAGCCGGUUCGUUCCUGAGCGUACCGACGACGGUCAAGCGGUACGAAAACGAUACCGUCCUGCUGCCGUGCUAUCAUAACUCUCCCUAUCGGUAUGUGCGCUGGUCCCGGGAUGAUCUGCUGCUGGUGGACUCACGCUAUCCGGACCUGAAGACACCGCCCCGCAUGCGGCUCUGGCCGAACGGGAGUCUCGAGGUGACGGAGGUUCAGACGGAGGAUACCGGAGACUACAUGUGCGAGAUCAUGACCGACGGUGGGAAAGCUUCCCAGCGGCACACCAUCGAGGUCCAGUAUCAAGCGACUGCAGCCGUCUAUCCGGAGGAUCCGAUCGAUAUCCGCGUGGGACAAAUACUGGAAGUUGUGUGUCAAGUUACGGGCGUUCCCCAACCGUACGUCCAGUGGACGUUGCAGAACGAAAACGCAUCGAUACCGUUCGAGAACGAGCGCAAGCUAGCGGUGCUGAUCGAGGAUCGUAGCUUCUCCGGCCCAGUCCAGUGUACGGCUACGAACGGUGUCGGCGAACCAGCUACCGCAUCCGUCGAAGUUUUCGUCCACUUUGUGCCGGAGAUUGAAGUUAAACUUCCGACGGUACAUACGCGCGUCGGUGAGACGGGCAUCCUGGAGUGUCUGGUAACGGCACACCCGAUCGCUACCAUCCACUGGUUUCAUCACGGGCUGCCGGUGGUAUUUGAUCGGCGCAUUGUUAAGCUGGAUGCACUCGUUACCAAGCAUCAGUACUACACGGUGCAGCGGCAUCAGCUAGCGAUACGGAACCUGCGCGAUGCCGAUCUUGGUCAGUACGAGUGUGAGGCGGGUAAUCGGGUUGGGAUUGCGGGUGCCCAGCUGGAGCUAACCGGACGGCCGAUGGUGGCAAGCUUUAAGCCGGCGGCCGAGAUGUCCUCACCGACGACACACAACUUUAUCUGGCAAACGGAGAGCUACUCGCCGUUGAUCGAGUACAAGCUCAAGUUCCGGCGGGUCCCGUCCGGGAACGUGACCCCAUCGCGGCGCAAUUUUCCACUGCUCGCCUGGAACGAGCUCAUAAUACCGUCGGACGGUUCUUACGGUCCGCUGCAUUCGAUCGGGUACACGCUGCAGGGUCUGCAGCCAACGAGCGUGUACGAGGUGAUCGUCCUAUCCCGCAACCGGUACGGAUGGAGCGAUCCUAGCAACAUCCUAAGGUUCGCUACCGGUGGCGAGGUGGAGAUUGAACCAGGCAGCGAAGAUACGUCCGCAUCGAUGAUGCCUUCAUCUUCCUCCACGAGCCAGACGACGGAAACGCUCGAGUACAGCGAAUCGGAGCUAGGUAACUUUGCUGGUGACGGUGGUCUUAUCACGGACAAUAUGAUUCCAAACGAUUUCUUCGAUUACGGCACGGUCGGCGAGGGUGCUGCGCUUCGACUGGCGCCAAUUUCUACGCCCUGUUUGCUUCUACUUUCAGCGAUCGCUAUUCGAGGCAGCUUUUCGUAGCAAUAAAACCACAUGUUUGAGACCUGUAAA